AUGUUUGGCCUACGCUUUUCUCUUCCACUCCUUUACCUCGCUGGCCGGGCGUUGGCAAUCACUGUCACAGACGGCGAUGAUGGCUCGAUUACAAUUGACACCGAAUCAACAGACGGUUUGUCCGCAACCAUCAGCAACACCUGUGACUUCACGUCCCUGGUGUACCGACGCGAGGAGUUCCAGUACCAAGGGGCGUUUAGCCACUUAGCUUCUGGCAUCGAUGCGGAUGAAGUCUCUUACAAGACUGUCGAUGACUAUGUCGUUGUGACCUGCAGUGCGCAGAGCGCUGAUCUCGACGUCAUCCAAUAUUACGUCUUCAUCGAUGGCCAUGAUCAAAUCUAUCUGGGUACAUACACGUACUCGGAACCUUCCUACGGGGAACUGCGCUUCAUCUUCCGUCUCAUUAGUGACCUUGAUCUAGCGUACCCGCAUGGGAAUGUCUCAGACACACGAAACGGAACAGUUAUUGAAGGCAAAGAUGUAUAUAUCGUUGGAAGCGAAACUCGAUCAAAGUACUAUUCAAAUGACCGUUUCAUCGACGAUCCGGUUCACUGCGCUUACCGAGCCUCUCCCGCAGUGCAUGCAUGCUUUGUCAAGCCCGUCCGAGCUUACGAUGCUUCAUCUGGGGGGCCAUUCGCGAGAGAUAUUAACCUCAACAUUGGCCCCGACUACCAUGGUGUCACCUUCUACAUGAAUCACGGUGAUACAGAAUACGAUCCGUACCGUCAGGGGUUCCACGGCCCUUACAUCUUCUCCUUCACGGGGAGCGGCAUUCCCAAAGUCAGCGACUUCGACACCACUUUCUUUAAGGACGUCGGCCUGGAAGGCUACGUUGGCGAGAGCGGCAGAGGUUUUGUCAAAGGUAUCGCCUCAGGUACCUCAGACGACUUCCCCACGAUACUGCAUUGGUAUAAUAAUGAGCAUCAGCAGUGGGUCUACGCAAACGAUAACGGGAGUUUUAAGUCCCCUGCUCUAGUCCCCGGUGAAUACACCCAGGCCUUGUACCAGGCUGAGCUACUAGCGGCAAACUUUACAGUUGUCGUCAAAGCGGGUACGACCGUGACUGAAAACAUCGCUGCCUCGAACCCCAUCAUCACAGAGGACCGGACGACCAUUUUCCAGAUCGGCAAGUACGACGGCCUGCCGACUGGCUUCUUGAACGCGGACAAACAGAAUCACAUGCACUUAUCUGACAAGCGAAUGGGUGACUGGGACACCCCGACCUUUGUUGUCGGCAAGUCUAAGGAUGUGGACUUCCCCAUGAUCCUUCUCAAAGACGUCAACGACGCGCGCGUCAUUGAGUUUAACCUCGAUGCCGCCCUCAAUGAAGCAACAACACUCAGAAUUGCUACGACCAUGGCCAUAUCUGGUGGGAGGCCAGGCGUUACCCUGAACGACUUUGAGGGCAAAAUUCCCUCCGGACCACCAGUGACGCCCUCGCGAGGACCAACCAAGGGCAAAACCCACGGCGACAUGAGUGUUUAUACCUACCCUAUCCCCUCCGGCACCCUAGUCAGAGGCAAGAAUACUCUCGUGAUAAAUGUUAUCUCUGGGAGCAGUACUGAAGGGUUCUUGUCUCCUAGUUUCAUCGUAGAUGCCAUUGAGCUCUUCUACUGA
Messenger RNA from Ilyonectria robusta, 1617 nucleotides. RefSeq names its product Rhamnogalacturonase B, N-terminal-domain-containing protein. Gene Ontology annotation, molecular function: carbon-oxygen lyase activity, acting on polysaccharides; carbohydrate binding. Gene Ontology annotation, biological process: pectin catabolic process. The record is from RefSeq and is a predicted model, not a curated record. Bases 1 to 1617 code for a protein of 538 amino acids. The transcript has 5 exons. NCBI's taxonomy places the organism in Eukaryota, Fungi, Ascomycota, Sordariomycetes, Hypocreales, Nectriaceae.